GUGCUUCAUUCGCGUUUCAGCCGCGAUCGCACAAACGUCUCUCUCGUUCGAAAUGAAAGCUGCAAUCUUGCUGCUCGUCUGCUUUAGCAGUCAAAUCUUUUCGCUUCCUUCGCCGGCCAAGGAGGAACCGCUGCCCAAUUGGUUUGCCAGCGAAGCCUCACAGCUGAUUGCCACACAACUGCUCAAGUUCAACAAAGACAUCGAUGCCAAUCAGGUGCACUCACCACUCGGUGUUGCUUCUAUCUUAGCUGUGCUUGCCGAGGCUUCUGAGGGCGAGACCUACGAAGAGUUUGCCAAAGUGUUCGGUUUCCCCAAGGAGCGUGAGGCGCUGAGAGCCGCCUUCGCUGGCAUCUUGUCUAGCUAUCAGAAUCGUGAUGCUGCUGUGCCGUUGCCCUCGUUCCAGACCUGGUUCUAUGUGUAUCGCAACAACAGCGUGAAGGAGGAUUACAAGCAGCUGCUGCAGCGUCACUACUACGUCGAGGUGAAGGACAUCAAUCGGCAGGAGUACGACUGGAGUGAGCCCAACACUUCCCUUCAGCUGGAGGGCAAUGAGCAGGAAGCUGCCGCCAACACCGAGCCCAGCAACAGCAAAGAUGUCAUUGGCUUCGAGACGCUGAAGCGUAUCAAACUGGACGAUGAUGAUGCGCUGGCGCCCAGCAGCGAUACCUAUGGCGAGGAAGUGCUGAACAAGGAAGCGUCCAAGUUUGAUCGCGACAUCGAUGACAAGCAGUAUGUGGAAAAACCAGUUGCUUUGGCUGAACGCGAGCGUGAACUGACCACCGAGGAGUCGGCAACGGCAGUCAACGAUGCGGCGACAGUGGAAAAACAAGAAAAACCAGCUGAUAUCCCGCUGAACAUGCUGGAAAAUGCUGGCGAUAAGCAGCAGAACAAACGCAGCGAGAGCAACGAACAGAAUCCCAAUGUGGAGGAGAACGAAACGGUGCAGGAGGAUGAAAAGCUAAACAAGCCGCUGAUCGAGUUGAGUCCCAAUCCAGUGACCGCUGGUGAACCCGAGAAGGUGCGUCUGCCGCUGCAGAAACUGGAAAAUGCCGUGAAAACCAUGGUCAAGGAGGGAGCGGAUGAAAUUAUGAUUGCCCUCGAGUCCCAUCUGAGUUCAGUGGCGCGCUUCUACAGCGGUCGCAGCUUGUUCCGCCGUGAUGACAUCGCCUCCGCUUUGAGUGCCAACUCCAUCACAGGUCGUGCUAUGGGCUCCAAGUCCAAGAUGUUGCUCUUCAACGGACUCUACUAUCGCGGCAGCUGGGCGCAACCUUUCUAUCAGCUGCGCGAUGGCAGCGACGAGUUCUUCUUCAUGACCAACGAAGAUGCCAUGAAGACACCCAUGAUGCAUGCGCGUGGCAAGUUCCGUGUAGCUGAGCUGCCGCAUUUGAAGGCGCGUUUGCUUUCGCUACCAUACGAAAAUGCAAGGUACAGUCUGUGCAUUGUGCUGCCCAAUGAUUCGGAGGGACUCAGCGAUGUCAUCGCUCAGCUGCAGCCCAGCGAUUACAAAUAUGCACGCGAGCAUGUGGAGGAGAAGGAGCUGCAUGUAACGCUGCCCAAGUUCCAGGCCGAGGAGACAUCGCGUUCUGAGGCAAUGCUAAAGCAGCUGGGAUUACAGCGUCUCUUCUCGCGCACUGAUGCCCAGCUGGGUUUGCUCUCUGAGGACGAGGAUCUGCAUGUGGAUGAGAUUGUGCAGUUUGUCAAUGUGCGUGUGGAUGAAGGCGGCAGCAGUGCCAACUCUUUGUCGGCGGCCACAAUGCAGGCAAGAUCUCCAAAUGCUGCGCCUGAAGAUGAAGGUUUGCCUGUGCCCGAGCCGGAGCCAGAGCCAGCUGGUGUCGAGCGUUUCGAUGUCAAUCAUCCAUUUGCUUAUUUCAUUUUGGAUUGCGAACAGCAGUUUGUGCUUGCCUCGGGCAAAGUUUAUGCACCCGAGUUCAAGGAUGAUCUGCCACCCGUGGAAAUCGAGGUGGAGUUGGAGCAAUCAUAGAUCAUCAUCUCAAGCACCAUCGCAUGCGCAUUUAUCUCAUCUAAACGUUUAGCACUUAAGUUUCGUAACGAAUUUUCAUCGAUUUCAUAAAUAAACAAGAAUUUCAUUUUUCCGAAAAACAA
This is a messenger RNA of Drosophila sulfurigaster albostrigata, 2103 nucleotides long. RefSeq lists its product as uncharacterized. Gene Ontology annotation, molecular function: serine-type endopeptidase inhibitor activity. NCBI's taxonomy places the organism in Eukaryota, Metazoa, Arthropoda, Insecta, Diptera, Drosophilidae. The transcript has 2 exons. The coding region runs from base 53 to 1981 and encodes 642 amino acids. The record is from RefSeq and is a predicted model, not a curated record.